Baudoinia panamericana UAMH 10762 is the source of this 536-nucleotide messenger RNA. RefSeq lists its product as uncharacterized. The record is from RefSeq and is a predicted model, not a curated record. Bases 123 to 431 code for a protein of 102 amino acids. NCBI's taxonomy places the organism in Eukaryota, Fungi, Ascomycota, Dothideomycetes, Mycosphaerellales, Teratosphaeriaceae. The transcript has a single exon.
CUAGCAUUGCGAAGCGUCAUAUGGACGUACCCUCCGCCGACCGUGAGGGGUCGUGGUUGCUCAGUUAGUGGGCCUCGAGUCUCCUAAUCGACUGCAUGGCCCUGGGACGUUGAUGGCGUCGUAUGAGGAAUAGCGCCUCAGCGCAGCACAACCGCCGGAUUCUGGUCAAGUUCACGCGCAAAGACUUGCCCAGUCUGGGCUUCACAUCACUGUCGAACACCUUGUUCCAGAAACACCCCAGCAUCUUUGACCAGUACCACUGGGACGAAGAACUAGUACUAGAUGAACUCGUCAUGCGCCGUGUCCUUAUUCAGAGCGCUACCUCCACGUACAAGAAGGAGAACAAGGUAGAUAUUACGAUUAGCCUCUCGGAUAAUUCGAGAUGGUGGGUAACAUGUCGGCUGUGGUCAUCGGCACAGUGGCGAGCUUAGUUACGUCUAGGUCCAAGACGUAGGGUGGCAAGCAGGGUGCUGGACCUAAGCUGCUUUGAACCACCGUCAAGCUGUACGACGCUUUCUGCGUUGACAAAGCGGACC